GAAUACUUGGCAGCAUUCAUUAGUAACUGUACAUGUAGCCUAGAGAUUAUCACUUUAAUAAUAUACAGUAGCGUUUUAUUUUUUUUGCGCUGAGAUUCGUUGUCAUUAGCAAGUUCACCCGGAAGUCUUUCACUGAUACACCUAAGUUGCAGAGCAACACGAAUUGGCUCAUGUGUCCUAAUUCAGGGGAUGCAUCCUUAACUUUUAACUGAUUUAAUUUAGCUUAACUUCUGAGUAAUUUUUGUAUUUAACUCUUCUUUUCUUGUGUAAUUUUGUAAAUUAAUUUUGCGGCUAGAAAAGAUGGCUUCCUCAUCUGAUUCGGACAAACCGUCAGUUUCUAAUCUAGAAGAAAACAGAACUCGUCUGUGUGAUGAGUUUGCUGCAGUCGCGGGAACCGACGGCUCUGUGGCUCAGUGCUACCUGGCUGAAAAUAAAUGGGACAUGGAGAGAGCUUUGAACUCAUUCUUUGAGGCAGACAUGGAGACAGUAUUUGAAGUAGAAGAUUCUCCAAAGAGAGAAAUCAGCCCCAAACCCAAGAGGCAUAAGGCUGAGGAAAAACCUCCAAGAGACUGCAUAGAUUUGACUGAAGACAGUCCUGCCCCCUCAAACAAACCCUCAGAAGAAGAUGACAGUAAAUUGUCAGUGGUCUCCUGGAACGUCGAUGGACUUGAUACAGACAACCUGGCUGAGCGAGCGAGGGGCCUGUGCUCCUACUUAGUCUUAUACACUCCUGAUGUGGUGUUCCUGCAAGAACUCAUCCCACCUUAUAUCCAGUACUUGAAGAAACGGGCUGUCAGCUACCUGUUCAUUGAAGGCGGUGAAGCUGGUUACUUCACUGGGAUGAUGCUGAAAAGGUCACGAAUCAAACUGCUGGAGAGUGAAACAGUGACUUACCCCACCACUCAAAUGAUGAGGAAUCUUCUUGUAGCUCAGGUGGAUUUUAAAGGCCAGAGGCUGUGUCUGAUGACGUCCCACCUUGAGAGUUGUAAAGGCCAUGCAGCAGAGCGGAUGAAGCAGCUCCAAGUGGUGAUGCAGAGGAUGAGAGAGGCACCUGACAAUGUCACUGUCCUGUUUGGAGGGGACACAAACCUGAGGGACACUGAGGUGGCCAAGGUAGGCCUACCCUCUGGGGUCUGCGACAUCUGGGAGAGACUGGGCAAGCCGGAGCAUUGCCGCUACACGUGGGACACCAAAGCCAACAACAACAAGACUGUUCCCUUUGUCAGUCGCUGCCGCUUUGACCGGGUCUACCUCCGCCCAGCAACCGGGGAUGGAGUCCCACAUCUGGCCCCUGAACACAUGGCUCUGGUGGGUCUGGAGAAGCUGGACUGUGGCCGCUACACUAGUGAUCACUGGGGAAUCUAUUGUAGCUUUUCUGCUAGAUAGAAAUACACAAAAAGAGCUUGAAAAUGGAAGUGAAAGCUUUAGAUUUCAGCUGGUCUUGUUGCUUUAUAUGCUUUAAAGUGCCACUGCAGACAAGCAACACAACUGAUCAUAGAAACACUUUCUGUAUGAAAGAUGAUGUUCUGAACUCAUCAGAGGUUGGCAGCCUGUAAAUUUUAUAUCUUGAUUAGUUUUAUCUUCUAAUGUAUCUCAUUUUUCCUGUUAAAAUAUCUAAAUAAAUGUAAAACGCACCAAUAAAUGCAAAACUUUCAAAGCUUCAUUUCAUUUUGCAGUUCAGGUUGAAAAUUGGGUCUUGACCUUUAAAACAAUUAACUGCAUCUCAUCACAAGGUUUAUUGGUAGCUG
Molecule: messenger RNA, 1748 nt
Organism: Monopterus albus (swamp eel)
Lineage: Eukaryota; Metazoa; Chordata; Actinopteri; Synbranchiformes; Synbranchidae
Gene: tdp2b
Product: tyrosyl-DNA phosphodiesterase 2b
Exons: 7
Coding region: 301-1386 (361 amino acids)
Biological process (GO): double-strand break repair
Cellular component (GO): cytoplasm; PML body
Molecular function (GO): protein binding; 5'-tyrosyl-DNA phosphodiesterase activity; single-stranded DNA binding
Source: RefSeq, a predicted model, not a curated record